Molecule: messenger RNA, 577 nt
Organism: Leptinotarsa decemlineata (Colorado potato beetle)
Lineage: Eukaryota; Metazoa; Arthropoda; Insecta; Coleoptera; Chrysomelidae
Product: octopamine receptor beta-1R
Biological process (GO): positive regulation of MAPK cascade; adenylate cyclase-activating adrenergic receptor signaling pathway
Cellular component (GO): plasma membrane
Molecular function (GO): octopamine receptor activity
Source: RefSeq, a predicted model, not a curated record
GAGCAAGGUAGCAGCUGCUCUUCUCAACAAGCACCUCCAGAUCAACGGCAUCUCAGCUGGGCUGACGACGCUGCGGCAGUCUGUGGAUGAAGGCUUCGUGACUGACGAAAAGGCCGCGGCUGCUGCGGAAGCUGGCACCAGCAGCAAGAUGAAACGAGAGCGGAAGGCAGCCAGGACGUUGGGAAUCAUAGUAUCAGCUUUUCUUGCAUGCUGGUUACCCUUCUUUUUAUGGUACGUCAUAUCAUCCCUCUGCGGCUCCAGAAUCUGCCCCAGCCCGCCCUGGGUGGUCACCCUCGUCUUCUGGGUGGGCUACUUCAACUCCGCCCUCAACCCUCUCAUCUACGCCUACUUCAACCGGGAGUUCAGGGUGGCGUUCCGAAAGACCCUGCAGAACUGCUGCGAGGUCACAUCCAGGAUAAUAUGGUGGAAGUACUCCAGCAGGAGGAGGGAUGUCCCCAUCACCUGCAGCAAUGCCUCCAGCGAGAUGCACAACAACUAUCUCAGAGCCGAGGCUAUCAUACAGAGGUUCAACAACAUUUCGGAGCAGGAGGUUGUCAACUUGAGGCACAACGAGGCG